AUGACAAUACUAACUCGUCAAUCAUUAAUGUGUUUAAGAAAUCUUCAACAUCUUAUAAUUGCUGAGAGUAAUUUAACUUUUAUUGCACCUGGUACAUUUGGUGUUUUAAAAAAAUUAAAAACAGUGUCAUUAAUAUCAAAUGCUAAACUGACUUACAUACCUGCAAAUAUAUUUAAUCUUAGAAGUUUGGAUAUUAUUAAUUUGAGUAUUUUUAAAAAUAUUGAAUGUAGUGUUAUUGAUUUUACACAAAGUGGUAUUCUCUACGUAGAUGAUGAAGCAUUCAAUGAAUCACAUAUUGAUGUACUUUAUUUUUUUAAAAAUUUAUUUGUUGAUAAAAAUACUUUAAGUUGGGACAUUUGUUACUUGAGUGAAUAUAAUUAUUUUAAAAUUUGUAAAACAUCUGCUUUGAAGACAUUAAAUUCAGUCAGAUCACUUGUUGAUAUAUGGGAACCCAAGACACUUCAUAUUAACGACAAUGAAAUUACAUCAAUCGAUAAUAAUGCAUUUAAUAAUUUAAAAAUAACAACCUUAAUAAUUAGAUCUACAGCAGAAAAUUUUAAUCUCAAUGCAGACUCAUUUGCAGGAUUGCCGAAUCUCAAAGUUUUAAAACUUGAAACUAAACCAAUUUUAUUUACAACAUCAUUUUUCCAUCAUUUUGAAUCAUUAAUAUCACUUGAAAUAUCAACAACUCAAUUUUCGGAAUCAAACAACAUGCGUACUUGUGAAUUAUUAUCUAAUAUUACAAGUUUACAAAGUUUUUCAAUUGUUCAUCAUAAAUUAUUAAAUAAACGAGAUUUUCUCUAUGAGUUUUUCAAUCAAGUAGAGUUCAUACAACUAUGA
Aphidius gifuensis is the source of this 840-nucleotide messenger RNA. RefSeq names its product leucine-rich repeat-containing protein 15-like. The record is from RefSeq and is a predicted model, not a curated record. Bases 1 to 840 code for a protein of 279 amino acids. Gene Ontology annotation, molecular function: protein binding. The transcript has 3 exons. Gene Ontology annotation, cellular component: extracellular matrix. NCBI's taxonomy places the organism in Eukaryota, Metazoa, Arthropoda, Insecta, Hymenoptera, Braconidae.